This is a messenger RNA of Ogataea haglerorum, 179 nucleotides long. RefSeq lists its product as uncharacterized. The transcript has a single exon. The annotation marks the transcript as partial. Lineage: Eukaryota; Fungi; Ascomycota; Pichiomycetes; Pichiales; Pichiaceae. Gene Ontology annotation, biological process: translation; translational elongation. The record is from RefSeq and is a predicted model, not a curated record. Gene Ontology annotation, molecular function: translation elongation factor activity; GTPase activity; GTP binding.
AUGGGAAAAGAAAAGACUCACGUUAACGUCGUUGUUAUUGGUCACGUCGACUCUGGUAAAUCUACCACUACCGGCCACUUGAUCUACAAGUGUGGUGGUAUUGACAAGAGAACCAUCGAGAAGUUUGAAAAGGAAGCUGCCGAGCUUGGUAAGGGUUCCUUCAAGUACGCUUGGGUUUU